Molecule: messenger RNA, 1518 nt
Organism: Camellia sinensis
Lineage: Eukaryota; Viridiplantae; Streptophyta; Magnoliopsida; Ericales; Theaceae
Source: RefSeq, a predicted model, not a curated record
AUGGCAGCCGUGCUGAAUGGAUUUAUAAGUCGAUCCUCAGAUCGUUGCAAGCCCUUCUUCAAAACUUUGAAGGCCAAGUUCUUCUGGGACAACGAAUGUGACCGUGCGCUGACGGAUCUAAAAGUGUACCUGUCCUCAACCCCUAUCCUUGUUACACCACAGCUGGGCGAAGAACUGUAUCUCUACUUAGCGGUCUCUCAACAUGCGAUGAGCGUGGUUUUGGUCCGUGCUGAAGGCACCCAGCACCUUCCCAUCCUUUACGUAAGCAAGACCUUGCUCCCUGCUGAAUUGAGAUAUCUGCCGCUAGAGAAAUUAGCCCUGGCCCUGAUGAUGGCUUCUAGAAAACUGGCACACUAUUUUCAUGCCCACACGAUAGUGGUGUUGACCGAGUUUCCACUCAAGGUGCUCUUUGCAAAGGCAGACUUUAUAGGGAGAAUUUUGAAAUGGGCCGUCAAAUUGGGGCAGUACGACAUUAAGUUCCAACCACGUACCGCGAUCAAGGCUCAGGCUCUUGCAGACUUUGUGGCGGAGUUUGCCCCUGGAAUGCAUCCGGUUUGCCCGGUUGAUUUGGCUACUGCGGAUUUGGCGCGGCCCAUGGUACAGGCAAUAGAGACAAGUGUUGGGUCACAAAUGGAAGAAGGACAAAUGGCAUCCGAACUGGAAAAGCCGGAUAACUUAUCGAAAGACAAGCCUAACCGAGGCAUGGAGAAAGACCAGAAUGAACCGACCGGAACCUUGGAGUUGAGGAGCUCCCAAAACCCAUCCGAUUGCUGGAAGUUUUUCAUUGGCGAGAUGUGGAAGCUCUUCGUCGAUAGGGCCUCCAACAGACAUGGCGCCGGGCUGGGUAUCGUGCUAACUUCCCCGGACGGGCUGAUUAUAGAGCAGGCAAUUACGCUCGGCUUCCCGGCGUCUAACAACGAAACGGAAUACGAGGCCCUCCUUGCCGGACUGAGGAGGGCGUUAAGAAUGAAACCAUCGGCUCUUAUGGUAUUCAGCGACUCUAAGCUGGUGGUCAAUCAGGUCUCUGGGGAGUAUGAAGCCAAGGAUGAAAGAAUGGCCAAGUAUCAGGCGCUGGUGCGCGCAGAAAUAAAGAAGUUUGCCUCAAUAAAAGUGGAACAAAUCAACCGUGAAGAAAAUAACACAGUUGACGAGUUGGCCGACCUUGCGUCCACGCAAACAGCUUUCCCCAAUCCUUUGAUGAUAAAAUUCCUACCUCAGCCAAGCAUAGAGGAACCAGAAGUGUCCGAGGUACUCUACACCGACCUGGGACCAUCCUGGAUGGACCCCAUCAUCGCCUUCCUAAAAGAUAGAAUUUUUCCAGAAGAGAAGAAGGCGGCCAACAAAAUCCUAGCCAAAUCAGAGCGAUUUUGGCGCUCUUCAUCUGGAGCCUUGUACAAGAAGUCUUUUACCGGGUCGUAUCUGAAGUGCGUCCCCCCCGACAAGGUUAAAGCUUUCCUUUACGAGAUCCAUGAAGGCAUCUGCGGGAGUCAUACUGAGGGUAGGUCUCUGGCUUACUGA